Aegilops tauschii subsp. strangulata is the source of this 1197-nucleotide messenger RNA. RefSeq lists its product as uncharacterized. Gene Ontology annotation, cellular component: photosystem II oxygen evolving complex; chloroplast; photosystem II. Gene Ontology annotation, molecular function: calcium ion binding. Lineage: Eukaryota; Viridiplantae; Streptophyta; Magnoliopsida; Poales; Poaceae. The record is from RefSeq and is a predicted model, not a curated record. Gene Ontology annotation, biological process: photosynthesis.
ACCGCUCUAAUCGGUCCGUUAGUUUCCCAACAAUUUGGAUGGUAGGCAUAGAGUGCGUUCUUUCUUCGCACGGAUAGACGGACCUCCGACUCCCGUGAGUGUCCGCUGGGCGUGGUGCGCCAUGACCCCCGCCCUGCUUCCCCUCGCCCCCUCGCCUCCUUAUCCAAAGCCACCACGGCUAUGCCUCAAACCCACCCCCGCGCGCCCGCUCUACCGGUGCGACGCCACACGCCGCGACUUCGCUAUCUACACCGCCUCCGCUGCCGCAGCCGCAGCCGCAAUGAGCCUCGCCGCCGCUACUGCGGCAGAUGAGGCGCUCCCUUCGGCGUCACAGUCACCGACGCCUCACCCUCCAAACGGCGGGGCUACCUCGUUGCUGGUCGGCAUCGCAAACACGAGGUCGUGGUCGCAGUACUACGGCAGCGGCUUCUCCAUCCGCGUGCCGCCGUCCUUCGACAACAUCUUGGAGCCCGAGGAUUUCAGCGCCGCCAUGACCUAUUAUGGCGACAAGGCCAAGGUCAGGGCGUACGCAGCUCGGUUCGCAUCUCCAGAUAGGUCAGAACUUGUAAGCGUGGUAAUCAAGCCAUCUAAUCAGCUCAAGAUCACAUUCCUAGAGGCCAAAGAUAUAACGGAGUUGGGCACUCUAAAGGAGGCGUCCAAGUUAUUUGUACCUGGCGGUGCGAAAAUAUACUCAGCUCGAACAAUUAAAGUUAAGGAUCAGGAGGGUAUCAGGUUAUUUCUCUCAAUUUUCAAGGGAAUAUUACAAAAGGCAAUGGCUUCUGUAGUUAAAUUGCUUUAUGAGAUAAUAUUUUGCAGGACGUAUUACUUCUACGAAUUUCGGUUUGACAGACAACAUGUUGCUCUAAUGGCCACCGUGGAUAGUGGGAAGACAUAUAUCGCUGCCGCCACUGCUCCAGAGACAAGGUGGGAGACGGAUGGAGUGACAUUGCGUUCGGCUGCUGUAUCUAUGUCUCUCACAUGAUCUACACUAGUGUGAAAAAUGCUCUUAUAUUAUGGGACAGAGAGAGUACUAUUUAUAUAUUAUAGAACUACGGUAUUACAACAUCUUGAGUAGAGUUAUCCGGGUUUUUUCUUCUAAAAUUGACCCCCAGUUUAGCGCUCACUCUAAGCCAGGUCACGUUUCAAAUGGCUGACCUUCAGCUUGAAGUCGAUCAAGAAUAUUAAAUUUACAAUUUA